Messenger RNA from Penaeus indicus, 1062 nucleotides. RefSeq lists its product as uncharacterized. Bases 113 to 841 code for a protein of 242 amino acids. Lineage: Eukaryota; Metazoa; Arthropoda; Malacostraca; Decapoda; Penaeidae. The record is from RefSeq and is a predicted model, not a curated record. The transcript has 5 exons.
AGAAUCACACUAGCUCUUCAAAGCACGCCUUAUCGUACCAGUGCCUUGUUAUAUUCCUGUUUCUCUUCAACAGUUGUUUCGCAGGCACGUCCAAGGCUGCCUCUCAGGGCCGAUGUCGCGCCGGUGUCUCCUGAGCCUCCUCGCCCUUCACGUCGCCGCAGCCUGCCAGGAAGUCAACUUGACGUGCAAGACGCCUUUGCCGACUUCUAGAGGCGCUGACGGCGUGCAGGCGUUGGUGGGCGUCCGGCCGCAGGAGGGCGACUGGGACGCGCUGUUCGAGGUGGAGCGAGAAGACCGGGUCGUGGCCAAGAUCAGGCUCUCGUACAAGGAAAGCAAAACGGGAAGUGAAACUGCUUACAACGACCGUUUAGCAAUCCAGUGUGGAAAUGAAACUCCUCAAGUAUUUGAUUCUUCCUGGCCGACAGCCUGGCUCUCCGGUGAAGCCAAGUGCCUCCUGUUCAGGGUAUCCGAUUCUCUCAUCGACGUUUUGCAAAAGAAAGGCUCUUCAGAAAUGCAUAUCGGAUCAGGGAUAUGCAAAAUAAAUCUGUCUAACGUCUCUUUCUCGGCCUCCAACCUCCCCCAUCUACCCGCGCCGACGCUGAGUCUUGGCUGCGCUGACGGAGAACUAAAGAAUGCUACAGAAACUGAGUCAGAAGAGACACAAACGGGAAGUCUGCCACUGUACGUCGCUGGAUUCAUCACACUGCUCGCCUUAGUACUGUCGACCGUCAAUUUGUUCAUCAUUCUGUCGCUACGAAAGCGCCUCCUUGCCUUGAGGAUGACUGGCAGUGAAGCUGAAGGCGAUGACAACGCGAUGCGGCAGUGGAGGAAUGCCAAAUGAGUGGCAAGAAGUGGAGGAGGUGCGAGGGAGACGCUGCCAUUUCGUCGUGAAAUCCCGUGUUGAAUACCGUGGAUUUUUCGUGAUUCUUUCCUGUACCGUCAGCUGAUUCCGUUUCAUUUCUGUUGUUGAGAUCGAGGUAUUUGAUUCCUUCUAAAGGAUUUCAAUUGAAUGCCAAAGUAUUGUAUCACUGGAAAUUAAUAAAAAUCUCAGAAGUUCUUUUA